Ziziphus jujuba (common jujube) is the source of this 7499-nucleotide messenger RNA. Its product is annotated as pre-mRNA-processing-splicing factor 8A. The record is from RefSeq and is a predicted model, not a curated record. Gene Ontology annotation, biological process: mRNA splicing, via spliceosome; spliceosomal tri-snRNP complex assembly. The coding region runs from base 229 to 7272 and encodes 2347 amino acids. The transcript has 26 exons. Gene Ontology annotation, cellular component: U5 snRNP; catalytic step 2 spliceosome. Gene Ontology annotation, molecular function: U1 snRNA binding; protein binding; U5 snRNA binding. NCBI's taxonomy places the organism in Eukaryota, Viridiplantae, Streptophyta, Magnoliopsida, Rosales, Rhamnaceae.
CCUUGUUUUCGUUCCAAUGUCACUCCCUCUGUCGCUCGGGGACUGAGAGAGACGAACCCCAAAACCCUAGAAACCGCCAUUGAAGCAUUUCAAAGCUUUUCGUCACCAAGACAAAGUUGGCACUCUUUUGCAUUUAUAUACGGAGACUGUCAGACUUCUAUAGUUUAAUAGAUCUAACAAGCAGUGGGUUUUGAGGAUUUAGGUUAGGUUAUUUUCGGUAUCAUAGAUAUGUGGAACAACGGCCAGAUUGCUCCGCCUGGAACUGGCGGCUCGUCGAUUCCGCCGCCUCCGGCGGCUCAACCGUCUUAUACAGUGUUGCCAUCUCCGGCUGAGGCUGAGGCCAAGCUUGAAGAGAAGGCCAGAAAGUGGCAGCAGCUUAAUUCAAAGCGCUACAGUGAUAAAAGGAAGUUCGGUUUCGUCGAGACGCAGAAGGAGGAUAUGCCUCCCGAGCACGUCAGGAAGAUUAUUAGAGAUCAUGGAGACAUGUCCUCGAAGAAAUAUCGCCACGAUAAACGAGUCUAUCUUGGAGCGCUUAAAUUUAUUCCCCAUGCAGUUUACAAGCUCCUCGAGAAUAUGCCUAUGCCCUGGGAGCAGGUUCGUGAUGUGAAGGUUCUCUACCACAUAACUGGGGCAAUUACUUUUGUAAAUGAAAUUCCAUGGGUUGUAGAACCUAUAUAUUUGGCGCAGUGGGGUACGAUGUGGAUUAUGAUGAGAAGGGAGAAGAGGGAUCGUAGACAUUUCAAGAGAAUGCGAUUUCCACCAUUUGAUGAUGAAGAGCCUCCUCUUGAUUAUGCUGACAAUCUAUUAGAUGUUGAUCCUCUAGAGCCAAUUCAGUUGGAGCUGGAUGAGGAGGAAGAUUCUGCUGUAUGUACUUGGUUUUAUGACCAUAAGCCUCUUGUUAAAACAAAGCUUAUAAAUGGUCCUAGUUAUCGGAAAUGGCAUCUCUCUCUCCCGAUCAUGGCAACACUUCAUCGUCUUGCUGGACAGCUUCUUUCUGAUUUGAUUGACCGCAAUUAUUUCUACUUGUUCGAUAUGGAGUCUUUCUUCACAGCAAAGGCACUGAAUAUGUGCAUACCUGGUGGUCCUAAAUUUGAGCCUUUGUAUCGUGACAUGGAGAAAGGGGAUGAGGACUGGAAUGAGUUCAAUGACAUUAACAAACUCAUUAUCCGGUCACCUCUCAGGACGGAAUAUAGAAUUGCAUUCCCUCAUCUGUAUAACAAUAGGCCUAGGAAGGUAAAGCUUGGUGUUUAUCACACCCCCAUGGUCAUGUACAUAAAAACUGAGGAUCCUGAUUUACCUGCAUUUUAUUAUGAUCCAUUGAUACACCCAAUACCCAGCACUAACAAGGACCGGCAUGAAAAGAAAGUGUACGAUGACGACGAGGAUGAUGAUUUUGCCUUACCAGAAGGAGUGGAACCAUUGCUGAAAGAUACUCAACUUUAUACCGACACUACGGCAGCUGGAAUUUCGUUAUUAUUCGCCCCGCGUCCUUUUAACAUGAGAUCAGGUCGGAUGCGUCGGGCAGAAGAUAUCCCCCUUGUAUCAGAGUGGUAUAAGGAGCAUUGUCCUCCCUCAUACCCAGUUAAAGUUCGGGUCAGUUAUCAGAAGUUAUUGAAAUGUUUUGUGUUGAAUGAGUUGCAUCAUAGACCGCCAAAGGCACAAAAGAAGAAGCAUCUGUUCCGGUCUCUCCAAGCUACAAAGUUUUUCCAAACGACAGAACUUGAUUGGGCUGAAGCAGGUCUUCAAGUUUGUAAACAAGGAUAUAACAUGCUGAAUCUCUUGAUUCAUAGGAAAAAUUUGAAUUACCUUCACCUUGAUUAUAAUUUCAAUCUGAAGCCUGUCAAAACCCUUACAACCAAAGAACGUAAGAAAUCUCGGUUUGGAAAUGCUUUUCAUCUCUGUCGAGAAAUUUUAAGGCUCACAAAAUUGGUGGUUGAUGCCAAUAUCCAGUUCCGCUUGGGCAAUGUGGAUGCAUUCCAGUUGGCUGACGGGUUACAAUAUACUUUUUCUCAUGUUGGUCAGCUGACUGGGAUGUAUCGAUACAAGUACAGGCUUAUGCGGCAGAUUAGAAUGUGCAAGGAUUUGAAGCACUUAAUAUACUACCGGUUCAAUACUGGGCCAGUAGGGAAAGGACCUGGAUGUGGGUUUUGGGCACCAAUGUGGAGGGUGUGGCUAUUUUUCCUUCGUGGUAUAGUGCCUCUUCUUGAAAGGUGGCUGGGAAAUCUGCUUGCACGGCAAUUUGAAGGCCGUCAUUCAAAAGGGGUGGCAAAGACUGUAACUAAGCAGCGUGUUGAAAGCCAUUUUGACUUGGAGCUCCGAGCAGCUGUCAUGCAUGAUGUUCUGGAUGCAAUGCCAGAGGGUAUUAAGCAAAAUAAAGCCAGAACCAUAUUGCAGCAUCUCAGUGAGGCAUGGCGAUGCUGGAAAGCUAAUAUACCUUGGAAGGUUCCUGGUUUGCCCGUUCCGAUUGAGAAUAUGAUUCUCCGGUAUGUCAAAUCAAAGGCGGAUUGGUGGACAAAUGUUGCUCAUUAUAAUCGUGAACGUAUAAGAAGAGGUGCAACAGUUGAUAAAACAGUUUGUCGGAAGAAUCUUGGACGAUUGACCCGGCUGUGGCUAAAGGCUGAACAGGAACGACAACACAACUAUCUGAAAGAUGGUCCAUAUGUCACACCGGAAGAAGCAGUUGCCAUUUACACUACCACUGUGCAUUGGUUGGAGUCGAGAAAGUUCACUCCCAUUCCAUUCCCUCCAUUGUCAUACAAGCAUGACACAAAACUUCUUAUCCUUGCUUUGGAAAGGUUGAAGGAAUCUUAUAGUGUGGCUGUCAGAUUAAAUCAACUUCAAAGAGAAGAACUGGGACUCAUCGAACAAGCUUAUGAUAACCCACAUGAAGCAUUGUCGCGAAUUAAGCGUCACUUGCUCACUCAACGUGCCUUUAAAGAAGUUGGCAUAGAAUUUAUGGAUUUGUAUAGCUAUCUCAUUCCAGUUUAUGAGAUUGAGCCGCUCGAGAAGAUUACAGAUGCAUAUCUUGACCAGUACUUAUGGUAUGAAGGUGACAAGCGCCAUCUCUUCCCGAACUGGAUCAAGCCUGCUGAUUCAGAACCGCCUCCACUCUUGGUGUAUAAAUGGUGUCAGGGAAUCAAUAAUUUACAAGGUAUCUGGGACACAAGUGAUGGGCAGUGCGUGGUGAUGCUUCAAACGAAGUUUGAGAAGUUCUUUGAGAAGAUUGACCUCACGAUGUUAAACAGACUUCUCCGGUUGGUUCUUGACCACAAUAUUGCUGAUUAUGUCACCGCAAAAAACAAUGUGGUGUUGUCUUACAAGGAUAUGAGUCAUACAAAUUCCUAUGGCCUUAUACGUGGUCUCCAAUUUGCAUCAUUCGUUGUACAGUACUAUGGGCUUGUGCUGGAUUUAUUGCUUCUUGGAUUGACUCGUGCCAGUGAGAUUGCUGGUCCACCACAGAUGCCAAAUGAGUUUAUCACUUAUUGGGAUACAAAGGUCGAGACAAGGCAUCCUAUCCGGCUUUACUCUCGAUACAUAGACAGGGUUCACAUCCUGUUUCGAUUUACUCAUGAAGAGGCUCGAGACCUUAUCCAGCGAUAUCUUACUGAGCAUCCAGAUCCAAACAAUGAAAAUAUGGUUGGAUAUAACAAUAAGAAGUGUUGGCCAAGAGAUGCUAGAAUGAGGCUCAUGAAGCAUGAUGUUAAUCUUGGGAGGAGUGUUUUCUGGGAUAUGAAGAACCGUCUUCCUCGAAGCAUUACAACAUUGGAGUGGGAGAACAGCUUUGUUUCUGUUUACAGCAAGGACAAUCCAAACCUACUCUUUAGCAUGUGUGGAUUUGAAGUUCGCAUACUUCCAAAAAUAAGAAUGACUCAAGAAGCAUUUAGCAAUGUAAGAGAUGGAGUUUGGAACUUGCAAAAUGAACAGACAAAAGAACGCACUGCUAUUGCUUUCUUACGUGUUGAUGAUGAACACAUGAAGGUGUUUGAGAAUCGUGUGAGGCAGAUUCUUAUGUCCUCGGGGUCUACAACAUUCACUAAAAUUGUCAACAAAUGGAAUACAGCACUCAUUGGUCUCAUGACUUAUUUCCGUGAAGCUACUGUUCAUACCCAAGAGCUGCUGGAUUUGCUGGUCAAAUGUGAAAAUAAAAUUCAGACUCGUAUCAAGAUUGGGUUGAACUCAAAGAUGCCCAGCAGGUUUCCUCCUGUCAUUUUUUACACACCAAAAGAAAUUGGAGGGCUUGGUAUGUUAUCUAUGGGUCACAUAUUGAUUCCACAAUCUGACCUUAGAUACAGUCAGCAGACUGAUGUUGGGGUGACCCACUUUAGGAGUGGAAUGAGUCAUGAGGAGGACCAACUCAUUCCAAAUCUUUAUCGGUAUAUUCAACCUUGGGAAAGUGAAUUCAUAGAUUCACAGCGUGUCUGGGCAGAGUAUGCAUUAAAGAGGCAGGAAGCUCAAGCACAAAAUAGGCGUUUAACCCUUGAAGAUUUGGAAGACUCAUGGGAUAGGGGAAUACCGCGUAUUAAUACUUUGUUUCAGAAGGACAGGCAUACUCUGGCAUAUGAUAAAGGAUGGAGAGUUCGCACAGAUUUUAAGCAGUACCAAGUCUUGAAACAAAAUCCUUUCUGGUGGACACACCAGAGGCAUGAUGGUAAACUGUGGAACCUGAAUAAUUACCGAACUGAUGUAAUUCAAGCUCUUGGUGGUGUUGAGGGAAUCCUAGAACAUACAUUAUUCAAGGGGACAUACUUUCCAACCUGGGAGGGUCUCUUUUGGGAAAAAGCAUCUGGUUUUGAGGAAUCAAUGAAGUAUAAGAAGUUGACAAACGCACAGAGAUCUGGUCUCAACCAAAUUCCCAAUCGUAGGUUUACUCUCUGGUGGUCACCUACAAUAAAUCGGGCAAACGUUUAUGUUGGUUUCCAAGUGCAGUUGGAUCUUACUGGAAUUUUCAUGCAUGGGAAGAUCCCGACUUUGAAGAUAUCAUUGAUUCAGAUUUUCCGAGCUCACUUGUGGCAAAAGAUUCAUGAGAGUGUUGUAAUGGAUCUUUGCCAGGUUUUGGAUCAGGAGUUGGAUGCUUUGGAAAUUGAAACGGUGCAGAAGGAAACUAUUCAUCCGCGGAAGAGUUAUAAAAUGAACAGUUCUUGUGCAGACAUUCUUCUUUUUGCUGCUCAUAGAUGGCCAAUGUCAAAACCUAGCCUUGUUGCUGAGCCAAAAGAUGUGUUUGAUCAAAAAGCCAGUAAUAAGUACUGGAUAGAUGUACAGCUCCGUUGGGGAGAUUAUGAUUCUCAUGAUAUUGAGCGUUACACCCGGGCCAAAUUCAUGGAUUAUACAACAGACAACAUGUCUAUAUAUCCUUCACCUACAGGAGUGAUGAUUGGGCUUGAUCUGGCAUAUAAUUUGCAUUCUGCAUUUGGUAACUGGUUUCCGGGAUCAAAACCAUUGCUCCAGCAGGCAAUGAACAAGAUUAUGAAGUCAAAUCCUGCUUUAUAUGUGUUGAGGGAGCGAAUAAGGAAAGGUUUGCAGUUGUACUCUUCUGAGCCUACCGAACCGUAUUUGUCGUCACAAAACUAUGGAGAGAUCUUUAGCAACCAAAUAAUAUGGUUUGUGGAUGACACUAAUGUGUAUCGUGUUACAAUUCACAAGACAUUUGAAGGAAAUCUAACUACAAAACCAAUAAACGGUGCCAUCUUUAUUUUUAAUCCAAGGACUGGGCAGCUGUUCCUGAAGGUCAUACACACAAGUGUGUGGGCAGGACAAAAACGUCUUGGUCAGCUGGCAAAGUGGAAAACAGCUGAAGAAGUUGCUGCUCUUGUGAGGUCUUUGCCGGUUGAAGAGCAGCCAAAGCAAAUCAUUGUGACUCGCAAAGGAAUGCUUGAUCCUUUGGAGGUUCACUUACUGGAUUUCCCGAAUAUAGUUAUAAAAGGAAGUGAGCUGCAACUUCCAUUUCAGGCUUGCUUGAAAAUUGAGAAAUUUGGUGAUCUUAUUCUAAAGGCGACAGAGCCACAGAUGGUUCUUUUCAACAUUUAUGAUGACUGGUUGAAGAGUAUUUCAUCAUAUACUGCAUUCUCUAGACUCAUUCUGAUCUUGCGAGCACUUCAUGUGAACAAUGAGAAGGCUAAGAUGUUGCUGAAGCCUGACAAAUCAAUUGUUACCGAGCCACACCACAUUUGGCCUUCUCUGACUGAUGAUCAAUGGAUGAAGGUUGAGGUUGCUUUAAGGGAUCUCAUAUUGUCGGACUAUGCCAAGAAGAACAAUGUGAAUACAUCAGCCUUGACUCAGUCUGAGAUUCGUGAUAUUAUACUUGGAGCUGAAAUUACCCCACCUUCUCAACAGAGGCAACAGAUAGCAGAGAUUGAGAAACAGGCGAAAGAAGCAAGUCAGCUGACAGCAGUAACAACAAGGACAACUAAUGUGCAUGGUGAUGAACUUAUUGUCACUACUACAAGUCCGUAUGAGCAAGCUGCAUUUGGUUCUAAAACUGAUUGGCGUGUGAGAGCAAUAUCAGCCACAAAUCUUUAUCUUCGUGUCAAUCAUAUUUAUGUGAAUUCGGAGGAUAUAAAGGAAACAGGAUAUACUUAUAUCAUGCCGAAGAACAUUUUGAAAAAGUUCAUUUGCAUAGCAGAUUUGCGGACCCAAAUUGCAGGAUACCUGUAUGGUGUAAGCCCACCCGACAAUCCUCAGGUUAAGGAAAUUAGAUGCAUUGCUAUGCCACCACAAUGGGGAACACAUCAGCAAGUUCAUCUACCAUCAGCCUUGCCAGAGCAUGAUUUCCUCAAUGAUUUGGAGCCUUUGGGAUGGAUGCACACACAGCCAAAUGAGCUUCCUCAGCUAUCGCCUCAGGAUCUCACUUCUCAUGCCAAAAUCCUAGAAAACAACAAGCAAUGGGAUGGAGAGAAGUCCAUUAUUUUGACUUGCAGUUUCACACCAGGUUCUUGCUCGUUAACUGCCUACAAGCUCACUCAAUCAGGUUAUGAGUGGGGGCGGAUCAACAAGGACACUGGAAGUAAUCCUCAUGGAUAUCUUCCUACUCACUAUGAGAAGGUCCAGAUGCUUCUCAGUGACCGCUUUCUUGGUUUCUAUAUGAUACCCGAUAAUGGUCCAUGGAACUACAAUUUCAUGGGGGUAAAACAUACCCCUAGCAUGAGGUAUGGGGUCAAGCUUGGGACGCCCCGAGAGUACUACCAUGAAGACCAUAGGCCAACACAUUACCUAGAGUUCAGCAACUUGGAAGAGGGGGAUGUAGCUGAGGGUGACCGUGAGGACACAUUCUCGUAGUCUAGAAUCAUCGUUAUGGGUGUGGUAGUUGAUCUUAAACAUGCGAGACACUCGAUAAAUUUUGUAAUGCCAAAUGUCAAAAGCAAUAACUCUUGCUGUUUCUGUAGUAAUGGUUGUAGUUAUUAACGUGAUUGCACACUUGUAAAGCGCAUGCAACUGAUCUGUAUUUUGAGAUUUGUAAAUAUAUUAUUUUUAAGUUUAUGAAUCCACUUGAAUACAAUUUUCGA